This is a messenger RNA of Prorocentrum cordatum, 1869 nucleotides long. The record is from the annotation of a GenBank genome assembly. Lineage: Eukaryota; Dinophyceae; Prorocentrales; Prorocentraceae.
AUGGCCCGUGGUGCCGGUGCUCGUGGCGGCGGCCGCGGCGGUCGCACCGCCGGCCGUGGAGGCCGAGGAGGCUCCGGAGGCAAUGGCGGCGGCGGCCGCGGGCAGGCUGGGGCGCCUUCCCAAGCUGGCCCAGGCCCUGCCGCGCAGCUCCCGACCACCGAUGCCAACGCCUCCAUCGUGAGCAGGGUGGUCGAGGCCAAGGCCUACUUGGAGUCGCUGGCCCCUUUCAGUGACAUCCAUCGAGCGCUGCCGGGCGACAUCGCUGCUGGUGAUGGCCACAUGGCCGCGUAUGAUGGCGAGUCUUGCGCGACUGCGCUCAAGUCUCUUGGCAAGUAUAUCGCUGGCGGCAACUUGUGGUGGGUAGAUCUGACGUCCUCGCUGAACAUGUCUUCGGUCCCGGUGAACGUGGCGUCCGUGGAGCGCCUCGAACAGGACCUGUUCAGCGAGCCUCCGACUGUGUUCCCCGACAACAUCACGGUGGGCGUCUACGAGCCUGCAGACCCCUCCCAGACCUUCGGCCGCCUGAUGCGGAUCAGCCCAGAGGAGACCCACACGGGGCAGCACCUGGCGUUCACCCCGGAGAAGUUCGUGGUGCCCGAGCGCGGGGCGCCCUCGGGGCGCACCACCGAGACGUCGGUGCUGAAGCUGCACGUCAGGCCCCUGCCAGGAGCCACGGACACCUCUGCCCCGGAGCUCUUCGCAGCCAGCGACACGAACCCGGGUCUCCUGGCGGGGAGCCUGGCCAAGCGCAUCGAGACAGACGGCUCCACGGUCGUCAGCGGCAUGGGGUCGCACGCUGUGAGCAAGGUGUUGAAGGCCUUGCUCGUAGCCGAGACUUACCUCGAGCGCAGAGGCAAGCUCGAUGGGAAGACGAUCGCAGCGACUGUCCGGAACGAGGGCAUGGGCGACAGCCUCACCACUAUGGUUCCCCUGUGGAGGCCCGGGCGCCUUCUGGCCGCGAUGCGCCCGCCCCGGGGCCGGCGCGGCCCCGCCGCCGCCCUCGCGGCCGGGCUGGCAGCGGGCGCCCUGGCGGCCUGCCGCGCCGGCGCCGCCCUGGCCGUCGGUGGCCGCGUCGUCGCCGCAGCGCCGCGGCAGUGGUCGCCGCGAUGCUGCCGCGCCGCGGGGGCCGCAGGCGAGGCCGCCGACAACGCCUCCGCGCCCGCCAGCACGGGCGACAGCCCUGCAGCGGCGCCCGGCGCGGGCCAGGUCGAGGCGUUCUUGCGGCUGUGCGCCGCCAGCGACCGGGGCCAGGCCGGCGGGCCCGCGCUGCGCUUGAGCCUGGAGGCCGCGGUGGCGGAGCUGGAGGCCUCCAGCCACAGCGCGAGCGUGUCCAGGUCGCCGCUGCUCGAGGGCUCGUGGCGCCUAGUCUACGCGUCCGAGGAUCCGACCAGGUGCUCGCCGUUCUUCUGGGCGUUGCGGCGCCGGCUGGCGGGCGUGGAGGACCCGAACCCGCUGGGGCGGCUGCUCUUUGGGGGCGGCGAUGUUCUCGAGAACGCGCUGGCCUUCACAGACAGCGUGCCGAUCAAGAGCGUCGGUGUUGCCACCCAGCAGCUCCAGGCUGGCCGGCUGCUGAAUCAGGUCGUGCUCAGAGUCCUCGGGGCGGGGGAGUCCAAGAUGACCACAACCUGCUCCUACGAGGCCGACCCGUCUCUGCCGGGCGCGCUGCUCGUAACGGUCGAGACAACCCAGGUGCUCGGCGCCACGCUGGGAUCCGAGUUGCUGGACCUCAUCAGGUUCCCCUCGGGCGAGCUGCUGGGGGAGAGUGCGAGGGUGCAGAUGCAGGUGACCUACUUGGACGACAUGUUGCGCAUCGUGCGCGACGUGGCUCGGCCCAGUGCCUGCUUCGCGUUCGCGCGCGAGCCGGAGUAG